Molecule: messenger RNA, 960 nt
Organism: Candidula unifasciata
Lineage: Eukaryota; Metazoa; Mollusca; Gastropoda; Stylommatophora; Geomitridae
Source: the annotation of a GenBank genome assembly
AUGUCCGAAAUAUCUGAAAUAGCAUUUCAAGAAACAAACAUGGAAACCUGUAGUCUACCAGACGAUUCAGAUAAGAAAAUUGAAUCAACACAACUUCUACCGUCUAUCAUCAGUAAAGACCUCAUUGAAUCGGACGAGUUUAUCAGAGACAGAGACUUAUGUACAAAAUAUUUUGAGGGUUGGUGUGAGGGGCAGCAGGUUAUUUUUGUAGAACAUUUACUUUCUCGUAUGUGCCACUACCAGCAUGGUCAGAUAAAUGCCUUUCUCAAGCCCAUGUUGCAGAGAGACUUCAUUUCAGCAUUGCCAGCCAAAGGCCUUGAUCACAUUGCUGAAAACAUUCUGGCAUAUCUGGAUGCCAAAUCACUUUGUGCAGCUGAGUUGGUUUGCAAGGAGUGGUAUAGGGUUAUUUCAGAGGGCAACUUAUGGAAAAAACUGAUUGAACGCAAAGUUCGCACAGAUAGUUUAUGGAAAGGUCUUUCGGAGCGGCGGUCAUGGGAUCAAUACCUUUUCAAGCAAAGACACGAUGAAACACCAAAAGAUCACAAAUUCUACAGAACACUUUAUCCACAGAUAAUACACGAUAUCGAUAGGAUAGAAAACAAUUGGCGAACAGGUAAACACCAUUUAGAGAGAAUCCAUUGCCUCAGCGAGACUAGCAAGGGGGUCUACUGCUUGCAGUAUGAUGAUAGCAAAAUUAUCAGUGGCCUGAGAGACAACACAAUCAAGGUAUGGAACACAUCAACCUGUGAGUUUGUGCGCACUUUAAAUGGACACAAGCGAGGGAUUGCCUGCCUUCAGUACAGAGAGAGACUAGUAGUCAGUGGCAGCUCAGACAACACCAUCAGAUUAUGGGACAUCGAGUAUGGAGCAUGCUUGCGGAUUCUGGAAGGACACGAAGAGCUAGUCAGGUGUAUUCGGUUUGACAGCAAAAGGAUAGUCAGUGGAGCGUAUGAUGGGUAA